AUGACAGUGCCUGAGGGCCAAGGUUACUUCCUGAUCCAAAUUCAAGCUCUCAUCUGUUCGCAGGCCACCACGCCGUCCACCUGCCGAAGCUGCAUUCGGGGAGCCGGCUACAUGAACCUGCUUCUCUCCCCUGUGUCGACGAUGCAGAGCUUCAUGACCACGGUGAAGAGUUGCAUCACGAAUGACACGAACCUCAAGACGAAAUACGGCACUUGCAGUACAAAUCUCGAUUGUCCCAUGGUUAAAGAGAGAAAGAAAAAGUAUAGAAUUAAGGCUGUUGCUGUGGGAUUUUUCAAGCAUUACACACGAGAACAAAUGGCUCCACUGAAUGAUGUAGCAGGGAGGAAGGGAAGAGACUGCAGUGUACAUGAUGUGUUUGGGGAAGUGUGCCAUUACAUGGAACACCUUGAUCAGCUUGGAGACAGUGACACUGAUCUACUUGUGAAUGAUGAUAUGUUCAAGUCCUCCAAGCACCAGGUGAAAACAAAGACCAGAAGGCCAGAAAUAAAACCUGCACAUGAACCAAGCUAUGGUCAGAUGAAACCUUGCUUCAUCUAUCGCCUGGUGACUGACAACUGCUUGGAGAGAAAGAUGUAUGAUCGGCAAGUGAGCAAGCAAGGUGUAGCUGAUCGGGUUGUUGAUGAACUGAACCCUGACAAUGUUCUCUGGACACGGGACUCCACCAAUCUCCUCAGCCUUGAUGAUACUGAACCUCCAGAGAAAGAUUUUGCACCACAGGCUGAUGACUUUGCUGAUCAAGUACUGAAAUGUGUCUUGAAGACUCAUGGAGCACACCUUACCAAGGAACCCUUUGCUCAUGAAUCACUGCUGAUUGAUCGCAAAGACAAGAAACUGAGUGAGGCUGAAAAGCGACUAGCCAAACGUAGCUACGAAUUAGAGAAGCAGCAGGCAACUAUGCGUGCUCCAUAUGGUUCCUAUAGCUAUGGCAAUGCACCAUACAUGCCUCGUAUUGCUGGAGGGAAUGUCUUUAUGAAUCCCCGUGGAUUUCAACCUUCAUUUAUGAACCGAGGUCCUUUCCCAUAUGGCAAACAAGUGGGCAAUGCCCUUCCUAUGCAAACAGAACUUCUCAAUAAGGUGACAUCCAGCCCAUUGCUGGCACGGCAGGGCCUUACCAUGCAGCAGCUUACAAUUCCCAAAGAUGUGAUGAUACCCACAACAACAGGAGAUGGUGCUCCCAUUCGCCUGCGGGCUGGUCAGGCAGUAACAGUGAUACGAUCCAUGAAGGGCAUAUUUCUUCGCCUGCAAGAUGGAAAGCUUGUGGCCAUCAAGCUUCCCCCUGGGGCACAGACGCCUGGUCUGAACCGUGUAAGCACAGCCUCAAAUGGUCCUGCUGAAGUCAUCAACUUGGAUGAUUCAGAUGAAGAUGGAGAGAAAGCCAAGAUGACACCUCUUGAACCAACUGUAAGUGAGAGUGGCUCCAAUUUGACCCUAACAGGACUCCUGGAGUCUCAGAAGCAAACAAUCUCAGGCCCUUCAGCUGAAAGCAGCCAUAGCAGCAGUAGCAAUGGCAUGCCAACUAAUGCAAUGGAAUAUCUCCAUGAUGCGUUAUCGAAGCCAGCAAGUGCAUUUCGCAAGCCAGACCAAGAGGCUGAUCUCAGUCAGGAACUACAAGAUCUUCUCAAGACACCACCAAAUUCUGUGACAUAUCAGAGACCUGCUGGACAAGGGACUCUUACAAUUACCCCAGUCACAACUUCUGAUGCCUUCAAAGGCAGAAAUACUUCAGUGAGUUUGGGACCAAGGGCUCAGAUGGCCAACUCAGCCACAGUGAGACGAGGAGUCCAAUGGCAAGGAGCCAGUUCAAACCGUGGUCCUUACAUCGGGAGGGCACUGCCAUCUCAGAGACCAAUGGUUCGAACUGCUCAAGUUCAAGCUUUAAGACCGUCUCUGCCCACAUCAGUUCGCAUGGGUGUUCCGAUAACGCGUGGUCGACCUCCAACACCAAGUCGGGGACCUUCACCUCUGCCCAGUAGACUGCCCUUUGCAAGUGGUAUUCCAAAACGAGGAAGUUCUCAUGGAAUGCCACAGGCACACCGAGGAGGAGCUGUUCAUGGAGCCAGGGGGUUGAAUCGCAACAGUUCCACAAAUGCCUUUCCUUCCCACACAGGACCUGAGUAUCAGUCUGGAUUCAAUCGUACUCCUUUGCCAUUCUCCUCUGGAAGCACUCAAAGCAGAGGGGCAUUUAAUUCAGGAGUCUCUCGACACAAUUCCAUCAGUCUCCCCAUGGGACGAUCCACUACUAUGAGCCAGCAUGGAGGGCAUGCACAGAGUAUCCCUCGAAGUAGUCCUGCCAGUCCUUUAACUGUUGGGAAGGCCAGCAGCUUGCCAAUGACUGCCUUUCAAGACUCUCUUGCCAAAGACAGUCUCAAUGCAAAAAAAUCAUCUGACAAUGCUGGUAUCAUAGGAAAAACUACUAUGCAGAAAUUCCCAGGACAACAAGGUACACCAAUGGCAUGGAUGCAAGAAGAACCACAAAAAGUCAUAGAAACCAACAAAACAGAGCCUCAACUGCCAUUCAGCUUACCUGGUCUUCGGGAAGACUUGGUCAUCAGACCUAGUGAAUCACAGCAAGCAAGGAAAACCAUACCUGAGAAGCAGGAUGAAGCAUCUCUGCAUCGAUCAAUGUCAAUGCCUGCACAUUUGAGUGCAUUGGGUACAACUGAUGCUCCACUUCCUGAAGUUGAUUUUGAUGUUGACUCCUUCCUAAGACAAGCAUCAAAUGCUGAUGAAGGUCAACCGAGGAGUGAGGCUACUGCAUCUAAGACAUCAGAACCACAUAGGAAAGGAAGCGUUUUGGAUGUUCAGCAAAAGUCUGCUGAUUUUCGCAUGAAGGAAGUGGAACCUAAGACUGCUGCAAAUCCACCAUUGUUACCUUCAGGCAUGGAUAAAAUUCAGCCUAUGGUCGGUGACCACCAAAGCGAAAGACCUGGACCUUAUCCUCUCCCCCCAUUCCCAAUGUGGGGAGCAGGGCCUUCAUUAUCAGCAUUUGACUGGACACCAUUUUCCCAGGCAGGAAGCUGGAAUGCUAACUGGACACAACCACCGCCACCACCACUACCACCACCUCCAUAUGCAUUACCUUGCUAUCCUGUCAGCAUGCAGCAAGACUAUCUGAACACUGGAUCGGGAGAGCUCUUACUUGCAUAUGGGAAGGAGGAGAGAGAUGAAGGCAUGAAUGGUGUAGUAGAAAAGCGGAUCCUUCCCCCAGGAAAGGAAAGCAGUGCUGGACGUAUUCAGGGUCUCUCUAUUCGCCCACCCACUGCUUCUCACCUCUUCUUGGUGGAUUGCUGUGCCCGACUCUGGGUUGUUCCACUCCUUGUGACUCUGAAACCAGACCUUCUAAGAAUGGAAGAGAAAGAUUCUCCUUGGGGGUAUGAAUCUCCCAUCUCUAUCCCUUCCCCCUGGGGUUAUGAUGGACCCCCCUCCAUCACAUCUGUCCUUUGGUGGCACUGCCGCUGUGGGGAUGACUAUGGCCUCAUUGGAACUUCAACUGGAUUUGUUCUGGCUAUUGACUUGUGCUCAGGGAAACAUGUUCAUUGUGCUGCCAUGUCAGAGGGAGUUUCCAAGCUUCACCUUCUUUUCAAUGCUGCUGAAGGAAUCGUAACUCUACUGGUGACAGGUGAUAAGGGAACCCAAUGGCUCCUGGUUCUAGAAAACCUUCCUUCAGGAUUCUGUUGGGCAGAACAUGGAAAGCCAUCUCCAAUUGCCAGUGUUCAGCCAACCAAUCAAGACAUACGAUCCCGCUUAGCUGGGUUGAAGCAGCUAUCAACUGAGAAACUGACUCUGCUAAAACAGAGAAUAGCUGAGAGACGAACAGGAUCAGGAUUUGACUCACGGGGUGGAUCAGUUCAUCGGUUGUCAGCUCUCCCUCUUCUUGCCCCUCAGAACAUUGUCCCUGGUACCAACUGCUUUUCAAAGCUCUUCACUGUCCGAGAGGGUGGAAAACCUCAUUCCAUAUCUGUCGCUGAGUACUCAUUGGACCUACGGGUGAUACCAGACAUUGUGCACAUGAUGGGGAAGCCUGACCUCCCAUCACCCUCACCUGAUUGCUCCUGGCAGCUGGUUACAGGACAUGGCAGCUUCCUCAUUACCUUUGAAUGGAAUAGCAAUCGACUCAUCCUUUUCCUUACAGGAGGAGAUGAAAGUGGGAAAGCUGUGGCAGUAGAUCGUGGGAUCUUACCUAAAGGAGAAACCAUUAUGACUGUACUGCCUCUCCUCAAUGACCGAGGUGAAACCCCUGGUGAUUAUCUCAUCAUCACCCAACAGGCUGUCUUUGUCUGGUCAUUUAGUUGUGCAAGUGUAGAAGAUGAGUUGUUGAACUGGCUGGUCAGUGGGUCUCAGGACAUCCCAACAACCAUUCGGGACUGUGAGAAAUGGGCUCCCCUUGUCCCUCUGUCUUCCCUGUACCAAAAGGCCUUCAGUGUCAUGCUUUCUCAAUCUCACAAAAAGAUUGCACGGGCUGUUCGGCUCUACUCUGCUAUCGAUAAUGAGGCAGGCAGUUUCCUGAAGCUGCUUAGAGAGAAUGACCGUGUCAUGGAAGCUGCAGCUUGCGUUGAGAUUGCUCUCUCCCGCUCCACAGACUGCUCAUCUAAUGAAAUCAAAAGAUUGCUUCGGCUCAAAAUCCUUCUUCUUGUUCAUCUCUCCAUAAGUGGAAACCAGACCAGAGGCUUCCAGGGAAAGCUCCAGGAAAUGCUGGAGACAGAGUUGCGUUUGGAGGGAAUGGAUGUUGUGGCAACACUCAUUGCAUCUAAGAUGUAUCACACCCUCAUCCAUUAUGCUCGAUAUCAGGGAAUCCUGUCUCUAUCUGUCAGAGCUCUUCUCUCCUGUGACAUCUCUGGUGAUGAAGAGCAUGUACAGCAAUGCCUGACAGAAGACUUUGUGGCAGCAGCAGUUUGGCGUGAUCCACAAGAAGCCAUCCGACACCGGAUGUGGCUUCAGGACCGAGUAUGCUCUUUUGAUGAGAUCAUGCUACGCCGUGCUGCUACCUUAUAUGAUCCUAGUCAACCUGAGGCCUGGCCCUGGCUCCUAUCAACAUCUGAAGCUAUGCAAGGUCACCUAGAGGCCAUGAUUGACUUCUUUCUCUCUCUCCUCCUACAAGCUUCUGUCAGAGAAGACUGUCAAAGAGUGUUUGUUCCUCCUAAGAAGAGAAAUAUUGAAGGUGUAUCAUCACCAAUAUCUUCUCACCUGAAAAGAAAGAACAUUGAUGCAACAGAGGAGAUGUCCCAGACUGGCCAAGAGAUUAUGACUGUUCUGCCUGACAUGGGAAUUCCUGUCUUGUCAGUUGCAUGUGGGAAGAUGCAUAAUUUAGCUGUGACCCAUGCUGGUCUCUUUGCUUGGGGAGUGGGAAAAUAUGGACAGCUUGGCAUUGGGGAAUAUAAAAAGGCCAAAUUCCCUGUUCGAGUUCACAAUCUUGAGCACAAUCAUCUUAUUGAUGUCACUGCUGGACAGUUCCAUUCCAUGGCUUUGACUGAAAGUGGCAAUCUAUAUGCCUGGGGUUGGGGUGUGCAUGGCCAGCUAGGAACUGGAGACAUUGAAGAUCAAAAUGUGCCUGUGCUCAUCAAGAAAGAAUCCUUUCCACAAGGAACUCUCCUGAAAAGAAUAUAUGGAGGUUAUGCACAUAGCCUGGCCCUAGGAGCAGAUGGGAGAGUGUGGAUGUGGGGGUCCUCGGCACAUGGACAGGCUGGAGAUGGAAGCACACACAAACGUCUUUCCCCUACCCUGGUCCCCAUCGAUGGAACUGUGACAUGCCUUGCUACCAAGUUCUUCCACAAUGUCUGCCUCAUCUUUCCCUCUUGGGGAGGGAAUAAUGUGGCUGUGAUUGAUGGUGAUUGGAGUUCAGGUUUGCUCAUCUGCCAGUGGGGUUGCAGCCCAGCCACACUUCGCUGUAUGACACAAUCCCAGCGACGUCACCAAAGAGCUAAAGGUGUCCAAAACCCAGAACAAACACCAGAAAACAGUAAUCCACAUCUCUCUGUCCAAUCAUUCCACAUCUCUCUAUCGGCCCAUCUGGCAACAGGAUGCAAACACACAUUGCUGCUGACUGAGGAUGGGUUCAUAUAUUCAUGGGGUCGGAAUGCCUUUGGUCAGCUUGGUCUGGGUCCUGGAAAGGGAACUGAAGUCUCCAUUCCAACUCAAAUUGUAACAUUUCCAUCUUCCAUCAGAGAGGUUGCCGCCUCAGAUGACUCAUCCUAUGCAAUUGACCAUGAUGGCUAUCUUUGGGCUUGGGGCUCAAAUCAACUCCUUCAGUUGGGGACAGGAGAAGGGGAGGUGAAGGAGAUUCGCAUGGGACGGCUGAACCUACGCUCUCCAAAUGCAUUUCGCAUGACACCUGCCCUUGUGCAAGGAAUUUCUAUGGUUGCCCCUGUUUCCAAACUUCAUAGCAAUGAGAUGGAAUUACCACUUCUUCACCUGUGGGCUUCUCGUCCAGAUCAUCCCCUCACCAACUCCAAAGCAGCAUGUUUGGUCAUCUUGACCGAAGCUUUAGACUGGCUGCAUGGAUUCUAUGAUCCCGAUUGUACUGAGUUUGGGGAAUGGAUGACUGCUGCACACAUUGCUGGCCUCAAGGGUGAUAAUCUUGAAUGUCUCCACUUUGCCCUCAAGGCCUGUGAUGAGGAAAUACAGGCCAAAGCCAUCUUGAACUAUAUAUUUGCCCUUCCAGAUCUUGAUAAAUCUUUGGUACAGUCUUGCCUUGAGCAGGUGUUAAACUGGUGGGAGGAGAAGGGCUGGGACUGGAGCUUAUUGCAGGAUGUCAUCAAAUCACAUUGGUCAACAAUUGUCCAUCCACUUGCAUCUACAUUAUUUCAAUUAUCCAAAGAUGCAGAGAAAAGAAAGCAACAAGAGGCAUGGUUGAAGCAUCUCCAGAAUUCAUUCUGCCUCGACCUGAUUCAGUCAUUGAGUGGAGGAUGUGGGGAGAUGGACAUGCUCCAGGCACUGAAGCUAGUCUUGCCUGGAGAGGGAGGAAGUGAUCCUAGAGGCAGCAGAGCCAUGCUUGCCUUCAGUCAUUGCACUACUGAAACUCAGUGCAUGGUUGGUGGAGGACAAGAGGAUUGUGUGAAAGUUGAAGUCAUGAGUGGAGAUGAGAGAAAAGAUGCUGUAAAAUUGGUACUUGGAUUUCUUCAUGACCAAAUUAAAAGAGGAAAUCUACUGUCUGAUUCCCAGGAGAGCCUCCAGGUAGCCAUAGAAUGCAUAGAAAAUGUGUUUGGAGUGAAGAGUGAUGAAGUGCCUGAGAGUUUCCCUCUGUCCAUAUUGGACCUGGUGAGACAGAAUCGUAGACAAACUGAAGCCACACCAGCACAGAAGCAGGAGGCUGAACAACUCAAAAACCAGGGUAAUGGUCUCAUGAAAAGUGAAAACUUUCUUGCGGCUGCUGACCAUUACACAAAAGCCAUUGAGCUGGAUGGAAAUAAUGCUGUCUAUUAUGGCAAUCGUGCUGCUGCCUUUUGCAAGUUGGACCGAUAUCAGGAUGCUAUCUCAGACUGUGAGAAAUCCUUGCAACUAGAUCCCAAGUACAGUAAGGCAUAUGGACGAAUGGGGCUUGCUUACCUACAUCUCAAUAAUGCUGGGAAGGCUCGAGAAUGUUUUCAUAAGGCACUGCAAUUGGAGCCCAACAAUGAAACAUAUCUCAAUAAUCUGAGUAUAGCAGAAGAGGAAGAAGCCAAAGGAAGAGGAAAUGCUUCAUCUAUGGGGAGUCGUAGUGGUGCCAGUGGUGCAGGAAAUCAGUUUGAUCUCACAUCCAUACUCUCCAAUCCAGCUCUCAUGAACAUGGCCACUCAAGUCAUGUCUGAUCCCAACAUGCAGCAAAUGUUCAGUAAUUUAUUGUCUGGAGGAUUGGGAGGACUAGGAGGAAGUGGAAACCCCAGUGGUGGGUCAGGAGGGCAGGACCAGAAUGAAUCAGGAGGGGGGAUGGGAGGAACAGGAGGUACUGCAGGUAUUGGUGGACCAGGGACACCCACUGACUUCCAUUCUAUCCUGCAA
Darwinula stevensoni is the source of this 7995-nucleotide messenger RNA. The record is from the annotation of a GenBank genome assembly. NCBI's taxonomy places the organism in Eukaryota, Metazoa, Arthropoda, Ostracoda, Podocopida, Darwinulidae.